This is a messenger RNA of Solanum stenotomum, 640 nucleotides long. Its product is annotated as guanine nucleotide-binding protein subunit gamma 2-like. Gene Ontology annotation, biological process: G protein-coupled receptor signaling pathway. The record is from RefSeq and is a predicted model, not a curated record. NCBI's taxonomy places the organism in Eukaryota, Viridiplantae, Streptophyta, Magnoliopsida, Solanales, Solanaceae. The coding region runs from base 131 to 409 and encodes 92 amino acids. The transcript is spliced from 4 exons.
AAGUUCGCUGCUUUUCCUACUUCCCCAAUGUCCCCCUUCAACGAAUCUCUGGUUUCCUAACGGCUCAGUUAUGGCCACAGUUUUUAGUUGAUAAAAAUUGAUUGUUAGGGUGUUUGGCAGAGAAAGAGAGAUGCAAUCGGAGCAAGUGAAAUCGAAUGAUAAAAGGGGAAAGCAUCGGAUUUUGGCUGAAUUGAAGCGACUUGACCAACAAAUUCGCUUCUUACAGGAAGAACUAGAACUGCUUGGUAAACUGGAGAAGGCAUCAGCUGCUUGCAAGGAAAUGCUAAGCAAAGUGGAAACUCGGCCAGAUCCACUUAUACCAGCAACAAAUGGUCCCGCAAAUCCUUCCUGGGAUCGAUGGUUUGAAGGACUAAAUGAUACAACAGGUUGCAGAUGCUGGAUAUGGUGAUACACUUAGCUACUUUCACUUGUUGGAGACGAAGUUGAAAUUGACACUUGUAGUUGGCUAACAGCAAUGGGAACUUGUUCCUAGGAAGUAUACCAAUUUUGAGGAAUAAUAUUUAUUUUUUUGACUAUUCAAUCUACGCUUAAAAUGUAGUUGGAGCACAAGGCGGUCAUGGUAACUGUAUGAAACGGAUGUUUAUGCAGAUUGAUUGUCUUCGAGAUAUUUUACAUACAA